Oryctolagus cuniculus (rabbit) is the source of this 3512-nucleotide messenger RNA. Lineage: Eukaryota; Metazoa; Chordata; Mammalia; Lagomorpha; Leporidae. The record is from RefSeq and is a predicted model, not a curated record.
AUGUCAGUUCCUUCCCGGAAGUCUGCCCGCUCCACGACGCUGCCCGGGGACGCCGUGAGGAGGGUCCAGGGACGCCGGGCCAAGGCCAUGGUGCGCCGCCGACCGCCUAGUAACCGCUACAGCCGCCGCCGCCGCCGCCGCCUACGUCCCGUAAACUUUCCCCGCGGCCGCUGGGAAUUCUGGGAAACUCGACGCAGCGCCAGCCGCCGUCGCCGCCCCUCCCCCCGCCGCCGCUCCGGGGCGCGGCUGUGGAGUCCGGGAGUCGGGCUCCGGAGCCCUCAGCUAACGGGCCGUUCGUGCUGUGUGCCCCGGAGAGCCGGCGGCGGGCCUCAUACCUGCUCGGCUAGGAGCGGCUUCCCCGGCCCGAGAGGACGAGGCGGAAGCGGCCAGACCGAGCACGGGAGACCGUCGCACGGCCACGCCAGCCGCUGCGCUCUGCUCGGGAGCUUGCACGGGCGGCGGCGGCGGUGGCGGUGGCGACGCCCCCUGGUCGCGUGCCUGGCGUCUUUGUUGAGUGAGGGCGUCCCUCCCGGAGUUUCCUGGGCUGGGGGAUUCAAGCUUCUAAGAGCUCGGCGUGAGAACAGAGUCGAAGGACUGCGACCCACCGAGUAACCUGGAUGCCCCUUUUGUUGAAAACAUCGGUCCAUCCAAUACUGAUUAAACGCAUGUAAUUGCUCCUCCGCUGCCCGGGAGAGCGUCUGCUAAAGGAGAAAAAAUGGAGGAAAACCCCAAAAUGGAGUUUCUAAUAUCUUACUUAAGAUGAAUUUAGUGUUUGCGUGCUACGGCCAUUUCAUUUCAAAGUUACUAUCAGUGUAUUUAAUAGCCAUAUAUUUCCUCUUGGAGUUACAUAUUAGAAUCGUGAAAUUUUGAAGACUUUUGAGCACUAAAAGGUCUACGAGUGUUUUGUCUGAAAGAGUAGACCCUGCUUUCUUGGCUGUAACUCAGCCGGGCUGCCGGCUGUACAGGAUAGCAUUCUGAACCUAAGAUGAGAUUCAUCACCUCGUGUCCAAAGUCAGGCGUUAGUAAUGGAGAAUGUUUUUCCUGAGAUCGAAAAUAUCUCCUAAGACCUGUAAAACCUGUGUCACAGUUAACAGACAUGGAAUCUUUUAUUACAAAAUGGAAAAUUUAUUUGGAAAAUGGUCAAAAUUUGUCCCCGUAUGCGCAGAAGAUGUGAUUAUCUAGUGUCUGUCUACAUCUUACCCUUCCUUGGUGCAGGUCUCCCACAGUUUAUUCAACAAUCACAUAUUUUUUUAUUGUGCAGGCACUAUGUUAGGCGGUGUUCUAAGUUCUUGAAAUAUAACAAUAAAGAACAGAAGAUUUCUCCUUGCGGGGGAGAGAGACGAUAAAGAAGAAAAAGAGAACAUCCUGCGUUAGAUGGUGGUUCGUGCUGAGUUGGACAAAUAUUAAACAAGAGAAGGCCCACACUCGGAGAGGCGAUGAAGUGGCCAGAGAAGGCCCAUGAGAAGGCGACACAGGAGUUAAGUGAUAAAGAUGAGACUGGAAGAUUUUAGGAUUAUCCAACUUCGGAAUUUGCUGAGCCGGAGGACCUGGAGCUUCCAAAUUUUGUCAAGUAGAAAACAGACGAUGCUACUCUACAACGCUGAAUUUUUCUUUUUAAUCAAAAAGAGCUGAGAAGAGCAGGGAGAAUUGUUGAACUGAAAUGUCAUCUUUCCAGGGCCAAGGUUAUUUUAAAAUCUAGCACCAGCCUUUUCCCUUCAUGAUCAGCCAAAGAAACUCAUCGCUUUCUGAAAAGUUUUCUUGAAUGCAUCUGAAAAUAAAUGGCAUUUCAAUUGCACAGCCAAACCAGGCUUAGUGCAGCAAAUGAUCACAGUUUUUACAAACUGAAAAGUUUUUCUUGAGUAUUUUGUGAGAGAAAUACCGCUUGAGUCUUCUUUUUCCAAAAGGCUUGGGACUACAAGUAUUUCAGAUUCCAGAUGUUUUUGGAUUGGGUAACAUUUACAUAUACAUAAUGAGAUAUCUCAAGAAUGGACACCCCAGCCUAAAGACAGAAUUCAUGUGUGUGUGUGUGUGUGUGUGUGUGUAUGUAUAUAUAAUAGUAAUCUUAUUUUUAGUACAUGUUAUGGUUUGAACAGGACUUGACUACCGGAAGUUUUAUAGUAACAGUCAAAGGACUGAUGUUAAUGGUUGAUGAUUAGCUUGGCGAUGUGACCCCAUUACUGUGUCUGAAGGCAGGGCCCCGGGGGAAGUGACAGGAUAGGAUUCAGUCGCUAGGGCAGAGUCCCGUGAUGGAAUCUUGAUGGCUUCAGGAGGAGAGACCACACUGGAGGGUGGAUGAAGAGUGUGGCAUGUCUCUGUCUGCUCUUGCUGGCCAUGUGACCAUCCCUCUGCCAUCCUCUUGUCUCCCCACAUGCCUGAACCACUGGGCCCCCUGACUUUGGAUUAUGAAUCUGCAAACAGCAAAGCAAACCAAAUCCCCUUCCUCCCUCGGCUGCUCCUCUCAGGUAUUAUAAGUGAUAAAAAGCUGACCACCAGAGUGUGCCUGCACUUUGACUGUAACUCCCCCUCCUGUGAGGUCAGGUGUGGAAUUUUCCACUUGUGGUGUCAUCUCGGCAUUCGAGAAGCACUUCCAUAUUUUUGAAUUGGGCAAGCUCAACUUGUUCAUUCUUCCCAGAUUGGUAAACAUAUUUUUAAAAGAACAAAGAAGGUAAUAGAGAAAACUCAUGAGUUUCAGUUUAAAGAAGAAAAGGAACAACAGUAACUCCCAGAAUAACACUGGUCCAGGGAUCUAACUUCAUGGGACCAAGUACAAGAAAUCAUGCUAGGUAGUGCUACGGAGGUCUGACCAGGUGGCCCCCAGGAGCCCCACCUCCUGGUGGUGUUUGUACCUGUGCAUUGUCUCCUCCCACACUACAGAGGGGAAGUGUUGUGAAGAGAAUAAAGCAGAAAUGAUAGUAUGUCACCUCCAUGAUUAGGUUAUGAAAAGCACGAUGGGGGUUGGCCUGGUGGCACAGUGGGUUAAACCACUACUUGGGAUGCCCACAUUCCAUAUGGAAGUGCUGGUUCGCAUUUUAUUCUGAUCCAACUUCCUGAUCAUGCACAUUGUAGGAGAUGGCAGCUGACAGCUCGAAUGCUUGGGCCCCUGCUCCCCAGCAUGGGAGACCCAGGUGGAAUUCCUGGCUCCCGGCUUUGUCCUGGCCCAGCCCUGACUGUUGUAGGCAUUCGAGGAGUGAAUCAGUAGAUGGAAGCACUCUUUUAUUCUGACUUUGAAGUAGAUGAAAUUAAACAAAAUAGACAUUUUUAAAAAGAUACUAUGGUACCCAUCUUGGUCUUUGGGUUUCACUGUCUGCCUGGCAUCACUGCCUUUGGGGGAAGCAGGAGCCCUCGCCCACCAGAGGGCCCAGGUGGUGAUGCAACUGAGGUCUUAGGCAAUCAGCCCAUAAGAAACAGAAGCCUCCGGCUAACAGUCAGGGGAGAGAGCCUGGAGAGCAGAGCUCCAGCCGCCUGGAAGCCCUCAGGUGACUGCGGCCCUGGUGACCUCCGCACGGCAACCU